AUGUUAGAAAUGGAUGAUUUGAUGGAACUAUUGCAAAGCUCAAUGGCUCUUGAGGAUGAUGAGCUUGAGAAAAUCAAGUUGGCUCUUUAUGAAAACGUUAUAAGAUUGUCAGAGCAUUUGUUGGAUGAAAAUGAGGAGUCUUUGGAAUUGAUUGGCUUGAAGAGAAGAGUUGCAAGAAAGUUAUUAGAAUUGAUUCAAGAUCCCCUCAAUAGUACAGCUCAAACAAGAUCAUCAUCUAUCGAAACAUGCGCAGAAGAUCCAAAAGAGAUUAGUUUCAAAGAAAAAUUGAAAAGGAUUGAAGAAAAUGAACAUUAUUGCAAAGUUCGUUUUGAGUAUGUCAAUACUUGCACAGUUUACGAUCCAGUUAUCGAUAAGGUGAUUAAAUUGGGAGCUCCUUUCAAAAUUUCAAAUGUUAAUACAAGAAUCAAGCAAUACAAAGGAGUUGUAAAAUCUGCAAAUAUGAAAUCUAGAUUUGAUUUAGCCAGAGAAAUGGUAGAAAUCUAUCUUACCGACCAUGAUUUAGAGUUCAUCAAUUUUACAAUUGACAGGGAUUUGAUGGAAAAAGGUAAAGAGUACGCAUUGUUAAAGAAGGCAAAUGAAAAAAAACGUAAGGCUCAAUCCGAUCAAGAAAAAGCAAAAAGAACCAAAGGUUUGUAA
Naegleria gruberi is the source of this 657-nucleotide messenger RNA. RefSeq lists its product as uncharacterized. Bases 1 to 657 code for a protein of 218 amino acids. The record is from RefSeq and is a predicted model, not a curated record. NCBI's taxonomy places the organism in Eukaryota, Heterolobosea, Eutetramitea, Acrasida, Naegleriidae. The transcript has a single exon.